AUGUCAUUGGUGACAUGCCCGGAGUUGAAGCCGGCCUCAACCCUCGCCUUUGCGAUCCCGCUGGAAGCCUUCACUCCCUGGGGCGGCGAGGAUUGGAGUGAUGUGAGCGGGGAACUGCGCCGAGGGAGUCAGAGGGAUGCGAGCGGGGAACAGCAGCCAGAGGUCCCACAGACCAUGAUCAAGCAGGAGGAAGUGCCGACGCAUUUAGAGGACAUUGGAGAACCGGGAUACAUCAUUCAGAUGCGACAGCGCGUGAAGACCAGCACGCCGCCUGGAGCAUGGUCAUUGCACAAAGAUGCAGAUGAGGAGGCCACACCGCGUGAACAACGCUCUUGCGAGGCACGAGACACGGACACUGCCCCGACCACCCCGACUCGCCUGUGCACGGUAAUCAAACCGACUGGUAAAAGCACCAGCAUCAGCCACAGGGCCCAGGCACGCCGCGCGCAGCUCAUGCCGCCCCCAAACCCCGAGCGCGAGGGCGAUGUGAUGGCUGCCGCUCCCGAUGCCACCGGCCUCCAUUCUAUGGAGUUGCGGAACACUACUGUCACGAGUUGGUACGGCGUCUAG
Molecule: messenger RNA, 570 nt
Organism: Postia placenta MAD-698-R-SB12
Lineage: Eukaryota; Fungi; Basidiomycota; Agaricomycetes; Polyporales; Adustoporiaceae
Exons: 3
Coding region: 1-570 (189 amino acids)
Source: RefSeq, a predicted model, not a curated record